Messenger RNA from Mus caroli (Ryukyu mouse), 714 nucleotides. NCBI's taxonomy places the organism in Eukaryota, Metazoa, Chordata, Mammalia, Rodentia, Muridae. The record is from RefSeq and is a predicted model, not a curated record.
AUGAGUGAUCAGGAGGUCACUUUCUCAGCUGUGAGAUCCCAUAAUUCUUCAGGGUUGCAGAACCAGGUGAGGCUUGAAGAGACUCAGAGGCCUAGAAAAGCUGGCCUCAGAGUGUGUUCAGUCCCCUGUCAGGUCAUUGUGAUAGCUCUCGGAAUAGUCUGCUCCCUUCGGCUGGUAAUUGUUGCAGUAUUUGUGACAAACAUUUUUCAGUAUGGUCAAGAAAAACAUGAACUGCAGGAAACUCUAAACUGCCACAAUAUCUGUAGCACCAUGCAAAGUGACAUCGACUUAAAGGAAAAAAUGCUGCAAAAUAUGGCUCUAGAGUGUCGUCUAGGCAAUGAUCUUCUGGAAUCCCUCAACAGAGAACAGAACAGAUGGUACAGUGAAACCAAGACUUUUUUAGAUUCUUCACAGCACACAGGUAUAAAACAAUACAUUUACCCAUUUACAUACUCUGUUGCAGGCAGAGGUUUUGAAAUAUAUUGGUUCUGUUAUGGUAUAAAAUGUUAUUAUUUCGUCAUGGAAAGAAAAACAUGGAGUGGAUGUAAACAGACCUGCCAGAAUUCCAGCGUAUCUCUUCUGAAGAUAGAUGAUGAGCAUGAACUGAACUUCCUUCAGCACGUGGUUCCUUCAGAAAGUUGCUGGAUUGGAUUGUCAUAUGAUAACAAGAAAAAAGAUUGGGCAUGGAUUGACAAUGGCCCAUCUAAACUGUGA